This is a messenger RNA of Aspergillus eucalypticola CBS 122712, 291 nucleotides long. RefSeq names its product ankyrin repeat domain-containing protein. NCBI's taxonomy places the organism in Eukaryota, Fungi, Ascomycota, Eurotiomycetes, Eurotiales, Aspergillaceae. The record is from RefSeq and is a predicted model, not a curated record. The annotation marks the transcript as partial. Gene Ontology annotation, molecular function: protein binding. The transcript has a single exon.
GGUCAGACCGCUCUUCACAAGGCAUGCAUUGCUGGCAACGCACCGUUGGUUAAAUACCUCUUAGACAAGCCGGUCCCUGUUGACCCCCUUGACAAUUCGCAGCGAACACCAUUAUACUUCGCGGCAGAAAAGGGGUUUUUGGAGAUUGUCAAUCUUUUGAUCAAGGCCAAGGCGGACGUGAACAGCUUGGAUCGAAGGGAGGAGACACCUCUUUUCAAACCAGCAGGCAAUGGCCAUGUCAACGUGGUCAGACGCCUACUGGAUGAAGGAACAGAUGCGACAAGACUCGAU